UAUGUUUCGACUUUUCAUCAUUUUCGUCUUAUUCGGCGUUUGCUUUACGAACAACGACUCUAGCUUUAAUCAUACAAUUGGAUAUGGAAUGGACGAUUCAACGACUGGAGGUAAUGUAGAACCUCCACCAAAGAAGGAGGUAAUUGAUGUGAUUAGUGACGAAUUACAAAAAAUAAUCUCAUACUUUUUCGGCGUUGUUGGAAUUUUGGGAAAUGUUCUCGUCAUAAUUGUUCUAUACGCCAAGUCGAUGAAAAUUCACGAUAUUCUCUUAGUUAACCAAUCAUGCGUCGAUCUAUAUUGCUCUAUUAUACUAAUAAUCUACUUUGCUAUGAAUAUCUUUUCGGAUGAUUUUACCCCGGAUAUUCCUUGGGCUUGGGUUAGGGAGAUCUAUUGCAGAUUUUGGCAUAUAACUGGCGCAUUAUGGGGAGGUUAUUACGCUUCAACCUUAAAUUUAUGCCUAAUGACAGCCGAGCGUUACAUAGCCAUUAUUUUCCCAUUAAAACAUCAGAGAUUAGUGACUAAGCAUAGAAUAAAAAUUACCAUGUUCAUAGUCUGGUUCUGGGGCUUGGGAUAUGGAAUAUUCUUUAUUGGUAUACCGGCAAAAGUGAACGAUAAUCGUAAUUGUAUUGCGUGGAUUGAUUUCCCAAGCGAAGAAGUCAAAAACUUUUACGGUAUGAUGAAAGUAAUUAUUGAAUGGCUUGUACCAUUUAUCUUUCUUAUUGUGACAAAUAUUCACAUGGCCUAUAAGAUAAGACAGCAAAAUACUAUGAUUAAAGAAUCGGAUGCGCAACAAAAGAAAAAGUUUGCCGCUCAAAAAACCUUAUUUAAAACUUUACUAUUAGUUACAGUUGGCUUUGCGGUGUGUAAUAGUUUUAACGCCAUCUAUUUCAUGAUGUUGAGUGCCGGUAACAACAUGAGUUUUGGAGAUGUCUAUCAAAUGAGUGUACUCUUUCACGUUGCAAACGCCAUCAUUAAUCCUCCUCUGUACACUUUGCAAUAUGAUAAAUUUAGAAGAAAGGCCGUAAAAAUGUUUUGCGGUUGCCUCUUGUCUGAAAACAAGGAAAAGAAAAGUGAAUCAGUCUACGUUUCUUCAACAUCCGGUUCCAUCAACAAAUAA
Dimorphilus gyrociliatus is the source of this 1117-nucleotide messenger RNA. The record is from the annotation of a GenBank genome assembly. Lineage: Eukaryota; Metazoa; Annelida; Polychaeta; Dinophilidae.